This is a messenger RNA of Zerene cesonia (dogface butterfly), 2418 nucleotides long. Its product is annotated as proton-coupled amino acid transporter-like protein pathetic. Gene Ontology annotation, molecular function: amino acid transmembrane transporter activity. The record is from RefSeq and is a predicted model, not a curated record. Gene Ontology annotation, biological process: amino acid transmembrane transport. Gene Ontology annotation, cellular component: vacuolar membrane. The coding region runs from base 238 to 1599 and encodes 453 amino acids. Lineage: Eukaryota; Metazoa; Arthropoda; Insecta; Lepidoptera; Pieridae. The transcript is spliced from 9 exons.
GAGUAAAGUGCCUCUGCGCAGGUGUUUUUCUAUUUUUGUUCAUGUUUUUGUUUUAGUUAUUAAUAUGUAAAUAACUCGUUUAAAUUGCUAGUUUGAGCGAAGUGGUGUUAAAAUUUUUUUGAAUGCUUAUUUAACUAUGCUUUGAUAAUAUUUAGAUGAAUAUAUUGAAAUAAAGAUUUGUCUUCGUUGAAUAGUUUUGUGGUGUGAUAUAUCAAGUGAUUGUGGUUAACGUGAGCAAUGGCUGCUACAAUAUGUAUGGAAAACAAAUCAGAAUGCGGAUCUUGUGUUGCGUCGACUGUCACUCUAACAAACAAGAGCGAAGAACUCAACUACAACCCAUUUGAACAUAGAAAUGUUACCCAUCCUACAUCAACGGCUGGCUCGUUCUUCCAUCUGCUCAAGUCCUCUUUGGGCUCCGGAUUGCUCGCUAUGCCAGCGGCCUUCAAACACACUGGAAUCAUACCAGGUUGCAUUGGUACGGUGCUAGUGGGAAUAAUCGCCACGCAUUGUGUUCAGAUAUUGGUGAAAACGUCCCGCGAAAUUUGUCAAGAAUGCAAAAUGGCCUCCCUAAGCUACACUCACACAUGCGUGAAGGUAUUCGAACGCGGCCCCAAAACACUGCGACAAUAUUCAGAAGCUGUACGGCAUUUCGCUGACUACGCGAUGGCUGGUGUGUGCCUUGGAGGCACUAGCGUCUACGUCAUAUUCAUUGCUUCUUCCUUGAAGGACAUAAUCGACCACCUAGCACCCGACAGGCAGUACUCCAUAGAGGCGUAUUGUGGCUUCCUUCUUUUGCCCUUAAUUCUCAUAACACAAGUACGCUAUCUGAAGUUCCUCGUGCCCUUCUCCGUUAUUGCCAAUAUCUGCCUCGUAAUGACCAUUGGAGUGACCUGUUAUUAUACGUUUGUCGAUCUGCCAGAUGUAAGCAAUGCGAAGUUGUCUGCUGACGUCGGGGAAUGGCCUUUGUUUUUAAGCACAGCAAUAUUCGCAAUGGAAGGCAUCAACGUUGUUAUGCCGAUUGAGAAUGAAAUGGCUAAGCCCGAACACUUUCUGGGGUGUCCUGGGGUUCUCAACGUCACGAUGGUAGUGGUAGCGGCGCUGUACGGCGUCGUGGGGCUCUUCGGGUACAUCAAGUAUGGGGAGGAGGUCCUUGGAAGCAUCACGCUGAACCUUCCACAGGAAGAUGGAUUGGCGCUAACAGCCAAGAUAUUGGUUGCAGUGGCAGUAUUCUUUACAUACUGCCUGCAAAUGUACGCACCCAUGGACAUCUUGUGGUCGCGGAUAAGCAGUCGAGUCAGCCAGAACUAUCACAACCUAGCCCAGGUCCUAGUCAGAACUGCAAGCGUCACUCUUACUGUGACUUUGGCGGUAGCAGUUCCUGACUUGGAGCUAUUAAUUGGACUGGUUGGUGCAAUAUUCUUCUCAACUCUUGGACUUCUCAUACCCGUCGUUGUGCAAACAGUGUACAAAUGGGACAAGGAUCUGGGAAAGUGCUAUUAUGUCUUGUGGAAGAACGGUGUUUUGCUCCUGUUCUAUUUCAUUGUGCUCGUGUCUGGAUGCUAUUCAGCUAUUUCGCAGAUUAUAGUUAGAUUCAGUUGAUUCUAGAAUAGCAGCGAGGUUGCUUCGCUAUCUAUUUAAAUAUAGACAUAAAUCUUAAUAGGAGAAUAAGUUUAAGCGAUUUAGAUGAUCGCUAUUAAUUGUAAUUAACAAAUUGUUAUAAAAUGAGGCACUACUUUUUAACAUUAUUAGAAAGAAACCUAAUUAUAAUUGUGAAAGUAACUUCAUGAUUUCUUUCUCGUCUAAUUUACUCAAACAAUUUUAAUUAAAUUUGGAGCUGAGGUAUACAUAGAAAGAUCAACUUCUCAGUCUAAUCUUUGUCAAGAUAACACCAAGUGAAAUGGCCUCGAGACAUUAAUGCAUUUUUCCAUUGCAAUGCACAUUUCACACGCUCGCUGUAUUAUAUGCCAGUAGGUAUAUCGUUGUAUAUUUAAUUUCUGUAAGAAUAUUUUGGUAUGUGUAUAAACAAACAACAAUUAUUAAAACUACAUUUAAUGCCUAAAAUCCCACCAAUAGAUAUGCCACUUAAACUUAAGAAAUAUAGUAUUUAAACACAUAGCUACACGCUUUUGAAAUAUGAUAAUUAUUUUCCUUUACCCUGAUUUGAAAACAUAGUUUAAUUUUUUAACAUUGAUUGAUAUUAUAAGAGUUCGUAAAUAAAAAAAAAUGGUAGGUAGGUAGGUAUAUCAAUAUGAUAAAUGUUGAUGGACCAUCCACCCUAUCUAUUUAUUGAUUGGUCACACAACAUUCUUUAACAAAUGCUAUUUAGAGUUCCUAGAAAUAAAUUAUUGUAGAACUUGAAUAUUUAACCUGAUGACAAUAUUUCUUAAUGAUUGACCUACAUCUUUAUACUAGCUUUUG